This is a messenger RNA of Odocoileus virginianus texanus, 8971 nucleotides long. RefSeq names its product ankyrin repeat domain 12 (gene ANKRD12). NCBI's taxonomy places the organism in Eukaryota, Metazoa, Chordata, Mammalia, Artiodactyla, Cervidae. Gene Ontology annotation, cellular component: nucleoplasm. The record is from RefSeq and is a predicted model, not a curated record. Gene Ontology annotation, molecular function: protein binding.
CAUCCUCGAGGAUCCCAAAGCGUUGAAUAAACGGUUGUACAAAGAGGUCACUGGAGCCCAGCUGACAGCUGUUUUAAUAAUAACUAUCCAGGAUGAGAAGACUGACAAGAGAAGAAGCUAGCUGAACAGCUAUAAGAUGCCCAAAUCUGGGUUCACAAAACCAGUUCAGAGUGAAAAUUCUGACAGUGACAGCAAUAUGGUAGAAAAACCAUAUGGAAGAAAGAGUAAAGACAAGAUUGCAUCCUAUAGCAAAACUCCAAAAAUUGAUCGAAAUGAUGUGGGCAAGGAGAUGAAAGAGAAAUCAUCCAUGAAACGUAAACUUCCUUUUACCAUCAGCCCAUCAAGAAAUGAAGAACGAGAUUCAGACACAGAUUCAGACCCAGGACAUACAAGUGAGAAUUGGGGGGAGAGACUUAUAUCUUCUUACAGGACAUGCUCAGAGAAAGAAGGUCCAGAAAAGAAGAAAACAAAAAAGGAAGCUGGAAAUAAGAAGUCCACUCCAGUUAGCAUUCUUUUUGGUUACCCACUUUCAGAGCGAAAGCAGAUGGCACUUCUUAUGCAGAUGACAGCAAGGGACAACAGUCCAGAUUCCACACCAAAUCAUCCAUCGCAAACAACACCAGCCCAAAAGAAAACUCCCAGUUCCUCAUCUCGACAAAAAGACAAAGUUAAUAAAAGAAAUGAACGUGGUGAAACUCCUUUACACAUGGCAGCUAUUCGGGGAGAUGUAAAACAAGUCAAAGAACUAAUAAGUUUAGGAGCAAAUGUGAAUGUGAAAGAUUUUGCAGGUUGGACACCACUGCAUGAAGCUUGCAACGUGGGAUAUUAUGAUGUUGCUAAGAUACUGAUAGCAGCUGGAGCAGAUGUUAACACACAAGGAUUAGAUGAUGACACUCCACUCCAUGAUUCCGCUAGUAGUGGGCACAGAGAUAUUGUGAAACUGCUGCUUCGUCAUGGUGGAAAUCCUUUUCAAGCUAAUAAACAUGGGGAGCGUCCAGUGGAUGUGGCAGAAACAGAGGAGCUGGAGUUGCUGCUGAAAAGAGAGGUGCCUUUGUCUGAUGAUGAUGAGAGUUACACAGAUUCUGAAGAGGCUCAGUCAGUAAAUCCUUCCAGCGUUGAUGAAAAUAUUGACUCUGAGACAGAGAAAGACUCUCUCAUCUGUGAAAGUAAACAGAUAGUUCCCAGUAAAGCACCUCUUCCAUCUGCCCUUGAUGAGUAUGAGUUCAAAGAUGAUGAUGAAGAGGAAAUAAAUAAAAUGAUUGAUGACAGACAUAUUCUUAGGAAAGAGCUGCGAAAAGAGAAUGAAUCUGAAGUAGAAAAAAAUAGUUUAUUUGCAAAACAGGAAAAAGCUUUCUAUCCUAAAUCAUUUAAAAGUAAAAAACAAAAGCCGUCUAGGGUUUUAUAUUCAAGUUCUGAAAGUUCAGAUGAAGAAAUUCUUCAGAACAAAAAGUGUUCUGCUCCAUGUUCUGUCCCUGAAACAUCAAAUUCUGAUAUUCAAACCAAAAAGGAAUAUGGAGUUUCAAAUGAACACAAACAGAAAGGCAAAGUUAAAAGAAAAUUAAAGAACCAGAACAAAAAUAAAGAGAACCAAGAGCUGAAGCAAGAAAAAGAGGGGAAAGAAAAUACCAGAGUAACAAACUUGACAGUUAAUACUACACUAGAUUGUUCAGAUAAGACCAGAGACGAGGGGAAUUUUAGGAAAUCUUUUAGCCCGAAAGAUGAUACUUCAUUACAUUUGUUUCAUAUUUCCAGUGGUAAAUCUCCCAAACAUUCUUGUGGACUCAGUGAAAAGCAGUCAACACCACUAAAACAAGAACAUUCUAAAACCUGUUUAUCACCAGGAAGUUCUGAAAUGUCAUUACAGCCUGAUCUUGUUCGGUAUGAUAAUAUAGAAUCUGAAUUCUUGCCAGAAAGUUCAAGUGUAAAAUCUUGUAAGCAUAAGGAAAAAAACAAACAUCAUAAAGAUUUCCACUUAGAAUUUGGUGAGAAGUCAAAUGCCAAAAUAAAAGAUGAUGAUCACAGUCCAACAUUUGAAAAUUCAGAUUGCACACUGAAAAAAAUGGAUAAAGAGGGUAAAACAUUAAAAAAACAUAAGUUAAAACAUAAAGAAAGGGAAAAAGAAAAGCAUAAAAAAGAAAUUGAAGGUGAAAAGGAAAAAUACAAAAGUAGGGAUGGUACUAAAGAGCUGCAACGGAGUGUGGAAUUUGAUAGAGAGUUUUGGAAAGAGAAUUUUUUUAAAAGUGAUGAAACCGAAGAUCUAUUUUUAAGUAUGGAACAUGAGUCCCUAACAUUAGAAAAAAAGUCAAAGUUGGAGAAAAACAUUAAAGAUGAUAAAUCAACCAAGGAAAAGCAUAUCUCCAAAGAGAGAAACUUUCCCGAACGGGAAAAGAUUAAAAAGGAAAGUGAAAAAUCUUUUAGGGAGGAAAAAAUAAAAGAUUUAAAAGAUGAGCGAGAGAAUGUACUUACAGAUAAAGAAACAGAAUUCAGCUCUUUAGGUGUAAGUGCCACUGAAGAGACUAUAGGGUUACAUUCAGUGGAAAAGGAAAUAGAAAUUGAAAAGCAUAUGAAAGAAAGUAAGGAAAAAUCUGAGAAACGAUUUCAGACCAAAGAUAAGGACAUUGAGAGGGCUGACAGAAAAAAUUCUGAAAAAGAGAAGAAGAUAAAACAUGAGCAUAAGUCAGAGAAAGACAGAUUAGAUCCUAGUGAAUGUGUCGACAGAAUAAAAGAAAAGGACAAGCUAUAUUUACAUCACACAGAAAAAUGCCAUAGAGAAGGUGAGAAGCUAAAAAACAUUACUACUAUUAAAAAAAACGAUGACCGAGAUAAAAGUAGAGAAAAGAUGGAUAGGAAACAUGACAAAGAAAAACCUGAGAAAGAGAGACAUCCAGCAGAGAGCAAAGAGAAGCACUUGAUGGAAAAAAAAAACAAGCCAUCAGAUAAUAGUGACUAUACUAAAUCAGAAAAAAGCAAAAAUAAAGAAAAAGAUAGGGAGGUAGAUAAAAAGGACAAAUCUAGAGACACUGUAAAUGUAAGUAAUUCCAAACACUUCCAGGAAGAGAGAAAGUCAAGUAUAACAGACAGUAAUAAAGCACAACAUGAAAAAACUUUCUCUCUCAAAGAAAAAACAAAAGAUGAACCUUUGAGAACUCCUGAUGGAAAAGAAAAAGAUAAAAAAGAUAAAGAUAUAGAUAGAUAUAAAGAACGAGACAAACAUAAGGAUAAAAUUCAACUGAGUAGUUCACUCAAACUAAAAUCCGAAGGAGAUAAGCCUAAACCUAAGUCAUCACCAGCAUCAAAGGAUACUCGGCCCAAAGAAAAGAGGCUCGUGAAUGACGACUUAAUGCAGACCAGCUUUGAACGGAUGCUAAGCCUUAAAGACCUGGAAAUAGAGCAGUGGCACAGAAAACACAAGGAAAAGAUUAAACAAAAAGAAAAGGAACGGUUGAGAAAUCGCAAUUGUUUAGAACUUAAAGUAAAAGAUAAAGAAAAAACAAAGCAUGGACUAGCUGAGUCCAAAAAUAAAGAACUUACUAGGUCAAAGAGUUCUGAGUUGACUGAUACUUACACUAAGGAGAAACACUGUAAAGAUGUUGUAAGUAACAGAUCCCAAUCUGUGGACACCAAAAAUACGACGAGUUUAGGCAAGUCAUCCUUUGUUUCAGAUAAUAGCUUGAACAGGUCUCCUAGAUCAGAAAGUGAAAAGCCAGGUCUCAGCUCCAGGUCUGUCUCCAUGAUUUCAGUGGCUAGCUCAGAAGAUUCCUGCCUUACUACAAUGACAACCCCAAGGCCUCCAGUUGAGUAUGACUCAGACUUUAUGUUAGAGGGUUCAGAUUCCCAAAUGUCCUUUUCCCAGUCACCGUUUUUGCCAGUUGCCAAAUCUCCUGCCCUUCAUGACAGGGAGCUGGAUAGCCUGACUGACCUAUCAGAGCGGAUUAAAGCAUCAUAUGCUAGCAAGCUUCUGACCUCCCAUCUCCGGGCAUCUUCUAUUGAAGAUGCUAAACUAGUUACAAAUGAAGGGAGAUCAGCUGCAGAAGCCCGAAGAUGUAGCAUGCCCUCUGUCAUUUGUGAGCAUACAAAGCAAUUUCAAACAAUAUCAGAAGAGAGCAAUCAAGAUGGCUCAGCUGUGCCAAGAGAGAUUUGUCCUUCUCCCAAAUCUGAGGUAUCCUCCAAUGUGCCUGAAAGAGAACUUUUGAGCGUUAACGUACAUUCCAGUUUUGCAGCCUCUCCAACUAGAUCUGUAAACAGCAAAUAUAAUUCUACUGAUACAAAUGUCAUCAAGGGCACUGCUCCCAUGGGCACGCUGAUGGGCAGUCCUGCGCACUUAGAGCCGUCUAAUCAGGUUGGUGUGAUCCAAAGUAAGUCAUGGGAGAUGGAGUCGUUAAACACCAGAGACUUUAGCUGCCCAAAUUCUGCUGCACCUGAUCAAGAUUCUUCUGUUCAGGGUUUUUGUAAUCCUGAAAACAAAGUAUUGAGAGAACAGAAUAUUGAUUUUGUGUCCGUGCACCAGACUGAAUUGCCAGGAAACACUUGUGCUCAGGAUCCAGCAUCCUUUCUCGCUUCACAGCAACCUUGCUCUUCUCACAGCCAAUCACUUUCAGAUGGUGAAUCUAUUUCCAGACAUACUUCUUUGUCCUAUGUCACCGCUCAAGAACCAGGUAUUCUGCAGCAGAAAAAUGCAAUUCAAAUGAUCAGUUCUGUUUUGGAUACUGAUACUGAACCUACAAAAGAUACGGAAAAUACUUUUGUCCUAACGGACGUUCAGAAGACAGAUGCCUUUGUCCCAGUGUACUCUGAAAACAUUGUUGAAGAAGCAGCACCAAAUUUUGAGAAAGCUAGUACUUUGCCAGUAUUGCCAUCAGAAAAGGACUUUAAUGGAAGUGAUUCGUCUUCCCAGCCAAAUCCUCAUUACACAUUUAGCAAGCUAAUGUUUAAGUCUUCCAGUGGCCAUGAGGCUGAAAAAAGCACUUCUGAUAUUCAGGAUACUUCACAUGAAAAAGAAAACAAACUGGAGAGUUUGGUUUUGACUCAUUUGAACAAUAAGUGUGAUUCUGAUUUAUGUGAAAUGAAUGCAGGGGUGCCAAAAGGAAACCUGAGUGAACCAGAUAAUCCAAAACCUUGUCCUGAAAGUGAGAAGUGUUUGCUUUCCUUUGAGGAUGAGGAGUCACAACAGAGUACUUUAUCGAGUCUAGAGAACCAUCCACAGCCAUCGGCUCCACCAGAAAUGCAUAAAUACGGACACUUAGUUAAAGUAGAACUAGAGGAAAGUGCUGAAGAUGAUAAACCUGAAAACCAGAUCCCUCAAAGGAUGACCAGAAACAAAGGGAACACAGGAGCCAGUCAAAGCAAGCAGCUUCUGGCCAGCUGUGCUCUGUUACCAGACAAAGACAGUGAAUCUGCAUCCCCUCGAGGAAGAAUAAGAUUAACUGAGGAGGACGACCCUCAGAUUCACCACCCUCGGAAAAGGAAAGUGUCUCGGGUGCCUCAGCCCGUGCAAGUGAGUCCCUCUCUGCUGCAAGCAAAAGAGAAAACCCAGCAGUCCCUGGCCGCCAUUGUGGACUCGCUGAAGCUCGAUGAGAUCCAGCCAUACAGCUCAGAGCGCGCAAAUCCCUAUUUUGAAUACUUGCACAUAAGAAAAAAGAUUGAAGAAAAGCGCAAGUUGUUAUGUAGUGUGAUCCCUCAGGCACCUCAGUAUUAUGAUGAAUAUGUGACGUUUAAUGGGUCGUAUCUCCUGGACGGAAACCCCUUAAGCAAGAUCUGCAUACCCACAAUUACACCCCCACCUUCACUGUCAGAUCCACUUAAAGAGCUUUUUCGACAACAGGAAGUUGUCAGGAUGAAACUACGUUUGCAGCACAGUAUUGAAAGGGAAAAACUCAUUGUAUCCAAUGAACAGGAGGUUCUUCGGGUUCAUUACAGAGCUGCAAGGACACUGGCAAAUCAGACACUGCCAUUCAGUGCAUGCACGGUUCUCCUGGACGCGGAAGUGUACAGCGUGCCCCUGGAUGCCCAGUCUGAUGACAGUAAAACUUCUGUGAGGGAUCGCUUUAAUGCAAGACAGUUCAUGUCUUGGUUACAAGAUGUGGAUGAUAAAUUCGACAAAUUAAAGACCUGUCUUUUAAUGAGGCAACAGCAUGAAGCUGCAGCUUUAAAUGCCGUCCAGAGGUUAGAAUGGCAGCUCAAACUCCAGGAACUUGAUCCUGCCACCUAUAAAUCUAUCAGCAUCUAUGAAAUUCAGGAGUUUUACGUUCCCCUGGUUGAUGUUAACGAUGACUUUGAAUUGACUCCUAUAUAGCAGCUGUUACUUCCUGGUGGUAUCUUAAACAAAUGAGGCUCAAGAGUGUUGUGCUGUGGAGUGCUGCCUUUUGACAAAAAUACAAUAUUAUGCCUUCACAAUUGUUAGUAAAGUUCAACUAAAGUUGGUGAUGUAGUAAACACUGUCAUUUUAUUAAAAAUGAAAAGAAUUAUUUUGGAUCUUAGAUCCAAGCAGUUUCUAACUGAAAACUACUAUUUAUAUUGGUGGAAUGUGACUCACAUUGGAGCCCGUUGGCAGAUGUCAUAGUUGAGUAGGAAGCAGAGGGGGCUGCUAAUGGCGCUGGAAGCUGUUAGCGCUCUGUACGAGGUGACUGCGGGUGUUCAGGUUCUGUCACAGUCUGCUAAAAUAGAUCAACAAACUAAAAGGCGCAGUUCCUACCAAAUAGUUUCUAAUGUGGAAGGAAAACUUGGCACAAAAUUUCUUCAGUUUAUUUUAUCUGUAAGUUAAUUGUAUAGCUUUCUUUUCGAAAGUUUUAAUAUUGUCUUCCUUUUUAAUAACUUAUUUUAUACAUAUUGUGCAGAUGUAAAUCUUGUAAUUAAUGGUCAAAAUGUAUACAAAGGGAUUGGUAGUCAAAACAUAUACAAAGAGAUAAUUGUAAACCUGUUUUGUCUAAUGUUUUAUUGGACCAAAGUUGUAGUUUGUAUGGUAUGGAGUGUAGUGAUAGUGUGUUGAGGUAGCAGGACCUUUAAAUAAGGCAUGCGUGUCUGCGUUAGCUUGUUACCAUCACAGAAUUGUAGAGACUGUGACUUAGCUGCAUGCUUCCUAUAAUUUAACCCUCUCCACAGUGAUGCCUGGCGGUAGUGUAAGGUGUUUCAUACCAGUCUCCCAGGGUAGGACCUUUGACUUACUAUGUUGGACAUUUUAUUUAGAAUUAGUCAUGCAAAGAAACAGCUCUUUCUUCAUCUCACGAUAGAGCCUAUUCUCCUCCCUCCCCCCAAAAAAUGCCUUUGAAUGAAAAUUCUGAAAUUGUAAAUGUCUAUUUUAAUACUCAAGUAUGAAAGAAUCUGUGAAUAUAUGUAAAUAUGUUUAAUAAAUUUUAUUGGUCAUGUUAAAUCAUUGUAAAACUUUUUUACAUUGCUCAAAUAUAAUGUUUUAAGCUUAAUAACCUUUGCACUUUUAAAUAAAAACUGAAUACUCAAGAAAGAAAUCCUUGGUAGUCACAAUAAGUAAAAGCAAUGGGCAUAUUCCUAUUGACCUCUGCAAUGUUUAUGAAAAAUUAAUAUGUUGUAUUUUUUCCUUGUAUCAAGAAGCAAAACAUACUUUUCAGAAUUUUAUAAUUAAAGUAAGAUUUGGUAUGCUGUUUUUUAGUAAAAUAAUUAGCAAUAUAUGUAGAAAAAGUCCAGUUUCUCCUAUAACAUGAUGUCAAUUAAAUGUUCAGGAAUAUUUCAGAUUUGAAACCUGCUGCUAAACUUAUUAAACAUUUUUGGAAAGAAAAUUAGGUUAUAUGUAAAAUUGGUCAUAAGUAUAUGAAAUAAAAUUUACAGAACUUUCUGUAAUACCUUCUUGAAUUAUAAAAUAAUACUGGAUGUUUUUUAUUCCAAUAGAAGUAAAAGAGAAUAUAUAAGGAAUAAAGUGAUUUAAAUUCAGCUAACAAGUUGGAAGUCCCAGCUAAUGGGAAAGAAUGUAAAAUUGAAGUUUUUGAGUGCAAAGGUAUAUAUUAAGCUUAGGGGUUUUGAAUUUUUACUUCAGUUUAUAUUUUAAUUCAUACUGUACUUGGCAUGCGCAAUAAAGCAGCACAUGUGAAAAAUACACAGUGCAAGGACUUUAUUAUAAAGAUUGGAUGUAGUAGUCUUUAGAAAUUUAGAUGAAAGAUUUUGGCCUUUUUUAUUGGAUAAAUGAGGCCAAGAAAGGCAGGGUAGAUUUUAAAGCACUGGUUUUGUUGAAGUUAAGUUUAUUAAGGCUGGGAACAUUAAAAGCUAAUUUAUAAAAGCAAUACUUUUUAAUAUGAAAAAAUUAAUGCAAAUUUUGUUUAUACUUUUGCCUAAAAGUAAAAAAAAAAAACAGAUUACUGAGCAUUGAAGUCACAGAAAACAUGAGAAGGGGAAGUUCAUACAGCAUUUUGUUCUGAUGGUUCAACCAGAGAUGGGGCACGCAGGAAAAAAAAAAAAAAAAUCACUGUUUGGCCAAACAGAACAAGCUGCAGAAGAGAAAAACCAAGCAAGCAGAAAUCUGGCCUUUUUUAGUCACCCCAGCGUCUUAGUACUAACCACAGUUCUCUCCCUCUUCAACGGUACCUCAAGUUGCUGGAGCCUGUCUGCCAUGAUUAUGCUUCUGCAGAUUCCCUCUGUAAAGUGACUUGAAGCUAAUUGGAAUAGCUUAGGAAAAAAAAAAGUGAAUGCCUUCUCCAGAGGAAUUCACACUUAAGUAAGUAGUUAAGGGCUCUUGAUAUUAAAGAUAUUCUGAAGCUCUGAAAUGCUAGAAAAAAACUUGGAGUGAAGUCUAUGACUAAAAUGAUAUAGGAUUCUGAAAGAAAUAAAUGAUGGUUAGUUUAAUCAGUGAUUUUUUUUUUAACUAUUCAAAUAUCAUGAACAAGAUACUAAAUUGUACCUAAGGAUUUGUAUUUCUUUAAAUCUUGUUCUAAAUCAUAUCUGUUUAAUAAAUGACUAGUUGAUAUUUGUGCAUGUUAUUUAAUAAAGAGUUAUAUUUUUAUAGAAAAAA